CGCCAAAAGGUACAAUUUAAUCUCUGCAACACUACAAAAGGACGGGACAUAAACCCAGUCUAUCACUGUCUCGACCUCUGAGAUUCCCAAUUCCCCCACAAAUCGAACUACACGAGAAACGAAAAGUGUAGCGAAUAAACCAAGCCCGACCCAACCCACCCCAUCUAGACGAGACCCGAUCAUGCCCAUCAAACCACUCACAUUCAAAGGCGACAAGAAACCCAAGAAGCGGAAACACCGCGAGGACGACAACGACAACGAGCGAAGCGUGUCACGACCCCAUCCGCAAACAUCGUCCGAAAUCACUAGUACCGCCGUCGACCCCUCCGAAGACGAUUCAUGGACCACACCCGACGCGGCAUCCGACAUCCACGGGCCGACAUUGAUCGUAUUGCCCACUCACCCACCGACAUGUCUGGCCUCAGACGCCCACGGCAACGUAUUUGCGUCGCCUCUGGAAAACAUCGUGGACGAUGUUCUCGAAACUGCUGAGCCUCACGACGUGCGUCAGGUAUGGGUUGCCAGUACGGUCGCGGGCACAGGAGGACAGAUAAACCUAAAAGCAAGCCAUGGCGGGUAUUUGUCAUGCGAUAGUAUCGGUGUGUUGGGGGCGAGGAGGGAAGCGAGAGGUCUAGAAGAGGGGUUUAUGGUUGAACAAAUCGAAGUCGACGACGGCGAUGGCGAGGCCGGAACCGAAACCUUCGGUACAAGUGGUAGCAAAAAAGUUCGAUGGAGGAUCCAGACGAAAGCUUCAAAAGGCUCCGAAGAGGGCGAAAAGGGGAAGAGAUAUUUGUGUGCCAUUCAAGAAAACAAGCAGAAUGCGGAACGUGAAGGCGAUACCGCCGGGGAAAGCAAGAAACGUAAUGUUGCAAUCUCCCUCCGUGGAGAUGGAGAGGCCGGUUCGCCGUCCACGCAUCUCGUACUCAAGAUGCAGAACCGCUUCAAACCCCGCGUGCAGCAGAAUAAAGAGACAAAAGCAAACCAAAAAAUCAGUCGGCGCGAGCUGGAACAAGCUGUCGGGAGAAAAUUGGAUGACGACGAGGUGAAGAGGUUGAAGAGGGCCAGAAAAGAAGGUACUUUUUAUGAGGAAGUGCUUGAUGUUAGAGUUAAGGGGAAACAUGACAAGUUUGCCAGUUGAGCGGGGCAGAUUCUGAAAUCGCGAUCAGAACUCGAACUGAAAUGAGUUGAGCUACCAGUUUCUUUGCCUUACGCAUAGACCGGCUUGGUCAAUGAGAACGAUUGGUUCUUUGGUAUCCCGAGAAUUGAUCAAAUUGUUCGUGAGGGAGAUGUUGAUCCCGCGUCUAAUGAGGCGAACAACAUUCGAACAGUCAAUGCACUGUGAGCUGGAAAAUCCAACGUGGUUCGAUUCCACAGCAGCAGUGGCGCAAAUCCAAUGGCAGCCUGCAACGCUACUCGCAUCCAUGCCCUCUCAUACGGUUACGCUGCGUCCGAAGAACAUGCUUUUUAAUCCACCAAACCAACGCCAACGCUGUGCGAGCCUAGAUCCAAACAAUAUCCGCAUACAUAUCAUACUUCAUUCAAGAGUGGGGAUCACUCGGCCGAGGACUCGGCGCCCUGGAGAAAAGGUUAGUACAGGACAUCUCACUUCCACCAUGGGGCAACGUACAUAACGGCCUCGAAACAUCCAAUGUCCGGGCCUCGUUUGCCUGUUCAUUAUAAUUGUGAGUUUGUUGUCGCGCAAGGCGUUCCCGCCGCCAUGCGCGCCGGGCAGCGACGCCCUGCGUUCGGACUUCAUGAGGCAUCUCAUCAUCGUGCUGCGCGGGUGUUUCCCCAUUGUCUUGCAUUGGGUGCAUCUCCGAGCCUGCUAUAUGACCGCCUCCGGCACUUCCGUAAGGAUCUGUCCUGUGUCUCGAUGCCAAGGGCAUGGAAAGCCUUCGGAUCCUCUGAUUCAAUGCUGCAAGGGGGGCAGACACACUACCGCCGGAGGAGGUUGUGGACGGCUGCUGCUCAGGUGCGCGGCGCAUUCUUGUCCUCCGGAUCAAUCUUUCUCUUCGGACCAUGAGAUUGGUCACCUGCACUGGACAAUAGCCGGCUGGCAGAGCAGACUUCUUGCACAUGGGACAUAACGAACUGUUGUCCCUCAGGAAAGGGUCAAUACACUCCGGAUGAAAGAUGUGGUUGCACGGAAGUUCCCGAACGGUGGUUUCUCCGUGCACAAAGUCGUCGAGACAGAUCGGACAGGUCGGUUGGCUGAAAUGCACUUCUCGAACUCCCGGUCUAGGCGUGGCACCUGAAGCGCUCGUCGUGUUGUCUCCUUGGUCGACGGAUGUCUCUCCUUGACUUUGAUUGACCUGGGCUGCUGGUUCCGUCUUAGACGUGUAGAUAUACUGAGGCAUCUUGUCCAACACGUCCUGAGGUACGUUGAGCCUCUUGAUUCCCAAUGCUUCAAGGUCGACCUCCCCAUUCGCUACCCUGCGCUGAAGACGACUGCGCUGUUUCCGUUGGAUGACGUGCAUAAUUAUGGACGUGACCAAGACCACGGUGAGCAGAAUCGCCAAAACAAUGAUCAAGAAAACCCACAACGAAGGUAUGCCGCUGGAGGAGCCUAUAUCCACUCUUGUCCAUAGCCUGAUGGUGUCGUGGGGGUCGUACAUCUGGACGAGCUCUUCGCCAUGAGGCAAUUCGGACAUAUUCCCAGAGUAUUUCGCAAGUUCAUCGAGCAAGAGGUCACCCAGCAUUCCCGGAACCGCAUAAACCGGAAAGGGGUUGGCCGUCUUCCACUGACCGCCAUCUUGUAGACUCCACCUGGGGUCGCUUACGGGAGGAGGCCGCGAGCUGUCGUGAAUGUCGUCCGGACGAUAAAACAUGGCUCCAUGGACUCCGUCAUCUCGCAUCACCGAGAGGUACGAGAGGACACACUCUCGCCCUGUCCAUGGCGCAAAACCAAUCAAGUGUGAUUUCCCUUCAGGAACAUCGGCGCGAGUCGUCACGUUGGAAGGUAUCAGAGCUCUGGUCGCAUUGUCGCAUGGGCUGGAGGCCGGGAGUUCGGGGACGUAGAGCACACCAUCGAUGGGGUCGUAGUUUUCGGGAUUGUUUGGGGAGAGCGUCCGGAUCGAUCCCUGGAGUCUAAAGCCAACGGUUCCCUUUCCAUCAGUCAGCCAUGUCACUCAUGAGGCGGACUUGUCCCUCUGUCUCUUCUUCAUACAUUAACAAUAUAUGGGCUGCGGGCAGAGUCGUAUUGAGGGUUUGGCAGGACUAUCGCAAGGACACCAAAAUCAUCUGCGGCUGCAACUGGUUAGUACGUAGGUGGAAAGGACCAAGCAGCACGAUGCGAACUCACACAUUGCUCCAAGGCCCUGUGGUCGCGAGCAGUAUUUGCAUACAAUGUUCAGCCGAUCAGAAUCGUGCUACACAUGACAUGCAGUUGAGCGCCGGCAACACCGGAUAUGUCAUGGAUUCUGCAGGUAGCCAAAGCGCAGAACGAGACUUGGGCCUAGAAUUCAGCUAGCUAGCGUCGCACGAGGUGUUUUGUCGGCUUGUGCGAUAGAGGUUAAGGAGGAUACCUUAUUUUCAAUAUAUACUUAGAACGACAGUGACGAACUUGGAUUGGAAGCC
This is a messenger RNA of Exophiala dermatitidis NIH/UT8656, 3576 nucleotides long. RefSeq lists its product as uncharacterized. The coding region runs from base 182 to 1138 and encodes 318 amino acids. Gene Ontology annotation, cellular component: nucleolus; striated muscle dense body; catalytic step 2 spliceosome. Gene Ontology annotation, molecular function: actin filament binding. Lineage: Eukaryota; Fungi; Ascomycota; Eurotiomycetes; Chaetothyriales; Herpotrichiellaceae. The record is from RefSeq and is a predicted model, not a curated record. The transcript has a single exon.